Molecule: messenger RNA, 2440 nt
Organism: Blepharisma stoltei
Lineage: Eukaryota; Ciliophora; Heterotrichea; Heterotrichida; Blepharismidae
Source: the annotation of a GenBank genome assembly
AUGGACAAAUACGAGGUUAUUGGAAAAAUCGGAAAAGGAUCAUUCGGCGAAGUAUCAAAAAUCAUCAGAAAAUCUGACCGAAAAGAGCUUGUAUGAAAAGAAAUCAAUUAUGGAGGAAUGUCUGAAAAGGAAAAAUCUCAGCUAGUAGCUGAGGUAAAUAUUUUGCGGGAGUUAAGACAUCCAAAUAUAGUGCGAUAUUAUGAUAGAAUAGUCGACAAGAAGAAUGCAAAAAUUUACAUUGUAAUGGAAUUCUGUGCUGGAGGAGACUUAGGAAGCUUAAUAAAGAAAAAACAAAAAUCAAGGGAAAAUUUCAAUGAGGAUACUAUAUGAAAAAUUAUUAUGCAAUUAUGCUUGGCAUUAAUGUCAUGCCAUCAAAGAGAAAAAGGGAAAAUUAUUCAUAGAGAUAUAAAGCCUGGAAAUAUAUUUUUAGAUGAAAAUUUUAAUGUGAAAUUAGGAGACUUUGGGCUUAGCAGAAUAAUGAACGAAGAUUCGAUUUAUGCUUACACUCAUGUAGGAACUCCGUAUUAUAUGUCCCCAGAACAGUUUUCUGAUGGGAAGUAUAACGAAAAAUCUGAUAUAUGGUCAACUGGCUGCUUGCUAUUUGAAAUUUGUGCAUUGACCCCGCCUUUUCAUGCAAGAACCCAAGCUGAGUUAGCACUCAAAGUAAAAGAAGGCUUAAAAGAAAGAAUUCCUAAACAGUACUCAAGCGACCUUCAGCUGCUAGUAAACGCUAUGAUGACAGUCGAUUACAACCGACGUCCAAGUAUAGAAGAAAUCUUGAGAAAUCCUUUUAUUUCUUUAACUCCCCCUCCGUGAGCGAACAAAAACAAUUGUUAGCUCACAGAUUGAGGUUAAUUUAUUUUUUUAAAUUUACAUAUAAUUUUAUAUUUUUUAUUCGAAAUUUAAAAAUAUUAGAAAAAUUUAGGUUUUAAAUUGCAAUUUGUUUAAAAUUUAACAGAAUUAGCUAGAGAUUUCAUUUACUAAUUAUCACAUAUAUAUCUAAAUUUUUUUCAUAAAAAAUUUUUGUUCGCUCACGGAUGGUGGUUUUUUGGAUCGGGAUUCCCCAAUGGUUUUGUUCGUCACGGAGGGGGUAGUAAGAAUUAAAGAAAAUCAAAUAAAAGAAUUAAAUUCAAAAAUCAAAAAGGACGAAGAAAAAUUAAAAGAAAGAGAAAAUAAAGCAAAAAAUAAUAGAGAAUUAUUAAAAAAAAGAGAAGAAGAAAUAAGGGUAAGGGAAACAAAAAUGCUAGAAGAGAUGAAAAAUAGAGACAAAAAGGAAGAAAAAAAAGAAGAAAAAAUCAGGACUUUUGAUGAUGUUCUUGCAGAAGGACUAGAAAGAAUUAAAAAAUGUGAUGAAAUUUUAAAGAAAAAAGAAAAAAGCAGUGAAGAAAAUUUGUGUAAAGAAAUUAAAUUGUUUGGAAAUAAGGAAGAGUGUAAGGAGGAGGAAAAAUGUGGAGGAAGAGAUAUUAAUAUGAAUAAGCCUGCAGCUCCUGAAUAUUAUAGAAGAGAGUCGCCUACUUAUAAUAUAGGGAAUAGAGAAAGAAAAGAUUCUCCUACUUUAUUUCAUAAAGAGCCUACUCCACAGCAGAAAAUUACUGAGCCGAGCAGGGUUUCUCCAAACCCAAGAGAAGUUUAUAAUAAGCCUGAGCCAAGUCGUGUUUCUCCAAAUCCAAGAGAAGUUUAUAAUAAGCCUGAGCCAAGUCGUGUUUCUCCAAAUCCAAGAGAAGUUUAUAAUAAACCUGAACCAAGCCGUAUCUCCCCUCAUCCACGAGAAAUAACUACCAAUAAGCCUGAGCCUCGAAUUUCUCCUGCCCCAAGAGAAAUAUACAACAAUAAGCCUACAACACCUGAGUACUAUCGAAGAGAUUCUCCAAUUUACAACAACUGAACCAAAGAAAGGCGUAAUUCCCCAGUUUACAACCCCAAAGAUAUUCAACGAAAAGAAUCCCCUAGUUAUCGCCCUAAAACCCAAGAAACUAAUAAAAGAGAAUCCCCUACCUAUAGGCCUAAAACUCAAGAAGCCGCCAAAAAAGACAAUCCAAGAUCCUAUGAAAAAGACAAAUGGAAUUCUCCAUCACAUAGGCCAAAAACUCAGGAAAAUAAUCGAAGGAUUUCUCCUUCAUACAAAGAAAUAGACCGCCCUAAAACGCAUUAUGGGGCUCAUGACUAUACAAGGUACAAGACAAAUAAUAUAGAAAAUCAUCAUGAUAGGAAAAAAUCUCCAGACCCUUAUGACUAUAAAAAAUCGCCAAAAAAAGCUUAUAAAUAUGGGCCAAGUGAACAAGCCCAGCGGCAAGCGAUGAGACCACCUCUUAGGCAGAUUUCUCCAUAUGAUCGUCCUCCUAAAACUGGCUACAACAUAUAUAGAUAUCCCAAACAGGCUUAAUAUGCCAAAUUAUCAGUAUUUUCUUAUUAUAAUGUGAAUUCUUUCUAUAUUGUAUAA